This is a messenger RNA of Danio aesculapii, 1415 nucleotides long. Its product is annotated as phenazine biosynthesis-like domain-containing protein. Gene Ontology annotation, biological process: biosynthetic process. Bases 168 to 1028 code for a protein of 286 amino acids. The transcript has 9 exons. Gene Ontology annotation, cellular component: cytoplasm. NCBI's taxonomy places the organism in Eukaryota, Metazoa, Chordata, Actinopteri, Cypriniformes, Danionidae. The record is from RefSeq and is a predicted model, not a curated record. Gene Ontology annotation, molecular function: isomerase activity.
UAAGAAUAAGACGACAGUGAAAAGGCUAGUUGUAAGACGUUUUAAAAAUGUAAGGUCUGUACCUUUAACAUGACCCGUAUCUUUAGGGUCAAAGUCUAACUUGCUUUCAAACACUGCUCUAAAACAUAACUAAAAGAUCCUAGAAUAGAGCUGAAGAGCUGUAACAAAUGGAGAUUCCAAUCUUUACUGUUGAUGCCUUUACUAAUGUGCCUUUCAAAGGCAAUCCUGCUGCAGUUUGUCUCAUAGAAAAUGAGCUGCAAGAUGAUCUUUAUCAGAGCAUUGCUUCUGAGAUGAAUUUAUCAGAGACUGCUUUCGUCAUUAAACACAAAUCUAUGGAUUUUUCCACAGGUUCAAGGUUUGGAUUACGCUGGUUUACCCCCAAAAGUGAGGUUGCACUAUGUGGACAUGCAACACUGGCCUCAUCAGCAGUGCUCUUUUACCUUAAAAAAAACAUCAAUCCUUUUGUGGUGUUUGAGACUAUGAGUGGGGAGCUUUGUGUCCGUCGUCAUGAAGACUCAAUAAUAAUGGACUUCCCUUUAAACAAACCACAGCCACAGGAUCAAUGUGAAUUCAAGCAUCUUUUAACGGCUGUUGUAGGAGAUUUACCCAUUGAGUGUGUGUGCUACAGUCCAACCACAAAGAAACUGAUGAUUCGCCUGGCUGACACAUGCGACAGAUCUGAUCUUGUGUCUCUGAGGCCAGAGGCAGAGUCUCUUCUGAGAUCUGAAACCACUGGCAAGAUAAAAAGUGUUGUUGUAACACUGAAAGGGGCUCAGAAUGCUCAGCCUGGAUAUGACUUCUACUCCCGCAACUUUGCACCCUGGGUUGGAAUCCCUGAAGAUCCAGUCACUGGAUCUGCACAUACAGUUCUUGCUGGCUACUGGUCUGAGAAGCUAAAGAAAAAGAAAAUGUUGGCUUACCAGUGCUCUAGUCGAGGUGGAGAGCUGAAGCUGGAGAUAAGAGACGAUGGCCGACUGGACAUCACUGGUCAAGCGCAGAUCAUUCUUCAGGGAACUCUUAAAAUCUAAAUAACUGACUGAUGAAAUUUGAGGAUAAGCUUUCAGUGAAAUCUGCUGCAUUUAAUCUUCACUUUAUAUUAACGCAGUCUAGGUUACAUGCCCUUUAAUAAGAUCUUAAUGUAUAAAAUAUUUUUUGUUCAUCUUGUGUUAAUUCAAACACAUUUUAGGGAAAAACUAAACCCAAAAGUAUUAAUUGGUGAAAUCUUUUAUUAAACAAAACCUUAAAAUACUGAAAAAUGUAAGAAACAACAGUAAAAAAAAUACACAAAUAUAAAUAUAUACAUUUAUAAAUUUAUAUGUAUAUAUAAAAAUGCACGUUCAAAACGGUCUAGACACCACAUGGAUAAAACUAUAAUGAAUUUAAAAAUGAGACAUGAGGUAGAAAUUAAUUGCGUA